Molecule: messenger RNA, 1676 nt
Organism: Solanum dulcamara
Lineage: Eukaryota; Viridiplantae; Streptophyta; Magnoliopsida; Solanales; Solanaceae
Exons: 1
Coding region: 62-1546 (494 amino acids)
Molecular function (GO): protein binding
Source: RefSeq, a predicted model, not a curated record
AUAUAUGGCUAUAUAAGCUAGUAACAUCUUCCCCUGACCUUCUAAGGAAAAGUAGCAAAAGAUGAAGGCAAAAAACAUAUUUGGCAGCCACUUUAUUUCAACAGCUCAAUUAUUAGUACUACUCAUCUUCUUUGUUUCCUCAUUCUUCCAUGCAAAUACCUUAACUUCAUCUGGCAAAAAUGGCAGAGAAGCAAUAGAAAUCAUAAUUGGAGGAGGAGAUGUCCCUCCCAUUGCUCCUGCUUAUCCUCCUUCUAAUGGAGAUGAACCAAUAUGCCCUCUUCCUCCUCCUCCUCCAGAGCCACUUUGUCCCCCUCCAAUGCCCCCACCCUCACCCAAACCCCCAAAGACUCCACUUCCUCCCAAACCCAGAGUAUCCCCACCCCCACCCCCACCCUCUCCCAAACCCAGAGUAUCCCCACCCCCCUCCAAUGAUCUACUAGCAUCAGCCAUAGGUGUCAUUCAAAGAUUUAAAAGGACAAUAACUAAAGACCCUUUUAACGUUACAGGAACAUGGGAAGGCAAAGACAUUUGCAAAGACAAAACCAAGUAUAAAGGUUUCAUUUGCAACAACAACAAAGUUGUUGCUGUCGAUUUCAAUGGUUUUCGCUUAGAGGGAAAGCCUCUGUCCCUGAAGGAUUUCCUUAAUGGAAUCAAGACUCUGGAAAUUUUCCAUUCCAACUCCAACAACUUUACUGGAGAAUUACCCAAUGAUAUAUCAACCCAGAAGAUCCAAAAUCUUUUCGAGCUAGAUUUGAGCAAUAACAAAUUUAUGGGUACUUUUCCAAAAGCUGUUCUUAGUGCCACCAGGUUAACUUAUUUGGAUAUCAGAUUCAACCAGAUAAAAGGUCUAGUCGAUCCUCAAGUAUUCACACUAGACCUUGAUAUUCUUUUUCUUAACGACAAUUAUUUUUCCGGGAAAAUCCCGGAAAAUUUAGGCCGUACUCCUGCCCUGUUUCUUACACUAGCCAACAACCAAUUUACUGGUGAAAUCCCCAAAAGCAUUGGCCAGGCCAAGGGAAACCUCUUGGAGGUUGUCAUGUUUAAUAAUCAACUUACUGGUUGCUUGCCUUACGAGAUAGGCAUGUUGAAAUUGGCAUCUGUAUUUGAUGCUAGUAAGAACAAAUUAACAGGUCCAAUCCCGCAAUCUUUCGGUUGCCUUGAGCAAAUGGAAUUGAUGAAUCUGUCUUACAAUCAAUUGUAUGGCGAAGUACCGGAAACGUUGUGCAAGAUCAGCUGCUUGGAUAAACUCACUUUGAAAUACAACUAUUUCACACAGGUUGGACCAGAAUGUCGGAAACUGAUAGAGGAGAAUGUACUUGAUGUUGGCAUGAAUUGCAUUAUUGAUCUUGAGAACCAGAGAAAACCAGAGGAAUGCGAAGCUUUCUUUUUGCAAAACAAGAAAUGCCGGGAUAUGAAAUCACUAAGCUACGUGCCUUGUAAUAUUCAUGAGCUCUCUUCUAGGAAGAAUUCUGCAUGUCCAGCUAAACGUGGCGAUGCAAUGGCUCGUUCUACUACUUAUGCUGCCAUCAAUAAACCUCACCUCUGAUUUAUCUACCAUUUGUAAUUCUCUAGUGUAAUUUUUAUAAUUAUCUAUGUGGAUUCUUGACUUAUAUUUACUUGUUUUAUGUAUUGAAUUUGUAAGUACUGAGUAUAAGCUUUUGGUCUUUUGGAGCAAA